AUGGCGACGCGCGCGCACGCACCCGCGUGGCGCGCCGCGAUCAAGCAGGCGCUGAAGAAGAAUGGGAAAAAUCCAACGUCCAAGUACGCGCAGCUCGCGACGGUGGACGCGCGAGACGGCGCGCCGAGCGUGCGAACGGUGGUUUUUAGAGGUUUUCUGGAUGGUUUCUUCGACGACGACGACGCGAACGCGUCGAGCGACGGCGACGGCGACGCGCUCGUGUUCUGCACCGAUUCGAGGAGCGAGAAGGUGCGGGACGUCGUGGGCGACGCGAGGGCGGAGAUGGCGUGGUACUUUCCAGAGACGAGGGAGCAGUUUCGAGUGCGAGGGACGCUGACGGUUUCGACGGCGACGACGACCGGGGACGAGCGAGAAGCCAGGGCGAGAGGUAAUCUGUGGAGAAAGAUGCGAAGGGGGGCGCGAGGGCAGUUCCUGUGGCCCACUCCGGGCGGGGCGCGAUCGGACGUGAGUGAUGGGGAAGCGGAUCCGCACGCGGUGGAGGAGAGCGACGCGCGGUUGGACGACGAAGUCGUGGGGGAAAAUUUUGCCCUCGUCGCGCUUCGAGCGAAGCGCAUCGAUCAUCUCAGCCUGAAGCGAAACGAGCGAGUGGUGCACGAGGAGGUGGACGGUGAGUGGGUGUCGACGCGCGUGAACCCUUGA
Ostreococcus tauri is the source of this 660-nucleotide messenger RNA. RefSeq names its product Pyridoxamine 5'-phosphate oxidase, probable FMN-dependent, Alr4036 family. The transcript has a single exon. The record is from RefSeq and is a predicted model, not a curated record. Lineage: Eukaryota; Viridiplantae; Chlorophyta; Mamiellophyceae; Mamiellales; Bathycoccaceae. Bases 1 to 660 code for a protein of 219 amino acids. Gene Ontology annotation, molecular function: FMN binding.